ACAAAAAAAUAAUAGUAGCCGCACGUUUUGUUCUAUCGGACGGUGGAGACCGGCGUACUAGAAUCUUCCCCGCGAGCAGCAUGCGUGUAUAAAAUGGCCCACGGGUGCCAGCCGAGGGAGCGUGGUCUGUCUCGUUUCUUACCGGUCCGUCAUCGGGUUGUCUCGCUCUCGUGCAACGCGCCGUGAUUCAAGGAUCCCGGCAACGCGAUGGGGAAGUCCUACCCGAAGGUGAGCGAGGAGUACCAGAAGGCCGUCGACAAGUGCAAGAAGAAGCUCCGUGGCUUCAUCGCCGAGAAGAACUGCGCCCCCUUGAUGCUUCGCAUCGCAUGGCACUCUGCUGGGACUUACGACGUGAAGACGAAGACCGGGGGGCCGUUUGGGACGAUCAAACACCCGGCGGAGUUGGCUCACGAAGCAAAUAAGGGGCUGGACAUCGCCGUGAGGCUAUUGGAGCCGAUCAAGGAGCAGUUCCCCAUCAUCUCCUGCGCUGACUUCUACCAGCUUGCUGGAGUCGUAGCUGUUGAGAUUACCGGAGGUCCGGAGAUUCCUUUCCAUCCUGGAAGAGAGGACAAGCCUGAACCACCUGAGGAAGGACGCCUGCCUAAUGCCACCAAGGGUGCUGAUCACCUUAGGGAUGUGUUUGGUCACAUGGGUCUGAGUGACCAGGAUAUAGUUGCACUUUCUGGUGGUCAUACGCUGGGAAGAUGCCACGUGGAGCGAUCUGGUUUUGAGGGAGCCUGGACUUCAAAUCCUCUUAUUUUCGAUAACUCAUACUUCAAGGAGCUCCUAAGUGGGGAGAAAGAAGGUCUUCUCCAGCUGCCAUCUGACAAGGCUCUUCUAACCGAUCCUGUUUUCCGCCCACUUGUGGAAAAAUAUGCUGCUGAUGAGGAUGCUUUCUUUGCUGACUAUGCUGAAGCUCACCUGAAGCUCUCGGAGCUGGGAUUUGCUGAGGCUUAAAAGAUGAAUCAGUGGAUGCAGCAUGCUUGGAUGUCUUUAUCUUUUGCAAGUUAGAAGCAGACGAUGGCGAGAACUGCCUUUGCAAUAAGAUUAUAGUGGUCAUGGUCUAUCUUAUGUUAAUGUUUGUGUUUGGUGAUGUAGCAACCUUACGCUGCUUUUUGCUGGAAGUUGGCUUCUAUUUUGGCACAUUGUGUUGCAAUCUUCUCUAUCAAGAGCGCAUUAUAUGCUAUGUUGAUGAUUCAAUCUUAUUUUUCUCUAGUGGUAUUGUUGCUUUAUUUGA
Molecule: messenger RNA, 1237 nt
Organism: Elaeis guineensis (African oil palm)
Lineage: Eukaryota; Viridiplantae; Streptophyta; Magnoliopsida; Arecales; Arecaceae
Source: RefSeq, a predicted model, not a curated record